AUGACCGCCGUUCUCGCCGCCACCACCUCCACCGCGUCCAUCCGCGCGCGCGUCAACGCCGCGCCCGCCGCCGCGCGCGUCGUCCUCGCGGCCGGUCGCCCGCGUCUCAACGCUCUUCGCGCCACCGAGGCCGUCCGGAUCUCAGCCACCGCCGCUGAGGCCGAGACGACGUCCGCGCCCGCCGCGGAAGAAGACGGCGUCAGGGAGUUCUUCGACACGCAGAUGGUGGACGAGGCCGGCAUGCUCGCCGCCUCCACCUUCCCCAUCCCACCCGCCGACCUCAUCGCCAAGUGCAAGCUCAUCCUCGCCAAGAACAACGGCGGAGAGGACCCGUCGCUGCUCGCAUCCGACUUUAAGUUUGUCGCCCCCGUCGUCGGCCCGCUCGAAAAGGAACGCUUCCUCGCCGCGUUCCAGUCGUUCAAGAUCGACGAGGGGUUCCCGGACGCCAAGUUCAACUACUACCACUUCCGCGUCGACCCGUUCGAGCCGUCGCGCGUUUGGUACGACGCCAGGUUCGUCGGCACCAACACCGGUCCCCUCAUUGGCGGCACCCUCCCGGCGACGAAUAAGAAGGUCGAGUCCCCGCCGCAGUCGUGCUCGAUGCGCUUCAACGAACGCGGGGAGUGCACGCAGCUGACCGUGGGUUACGUCAUGGACAAACAGCUGGGCAACACCGGGGGGCUCGGCGGCGUGUACGGGAUCCUGUACGCCAUCGGCUACGGCCUUCCCUUCCCCGAGGCGCAGCCGUGGCAGAAGAGCGUCCAGUACGAUCUGUUUCAGCGCUUCAGCGGAGCGACGCAGGAGCUGCAGAAGUUCGUCAAGGGACUCACCGGCGGGAACUGA
Messenger RNA from Micromonas commoda, 843 nucleotides. RefSeq lists its product with no specific name. Lineage: Eukaryota; Viridiplantae; Chlorophyta; Mamiellophyceae; Mamiellales; Mamiellaceae. The transcript has a single exon. The record is from RefSeq and is a predicted model, not a curated record. Bases 1 to 843 code for a protein of 280 amino acids.